Messenger RNA from Helianthus annuus (common sunflower), 1107 nucleotides. Its product is annotated as protein FAR1-RELATED SEQUENCE 5-like. Gene Ontology annotation, biological process: regulation of DNA-templated transcription. The transcript has 5 exons. Bases 1 to 1107 code for a protein of 368 amino acids. The record is from RefSeq and is a predicted model, not a curated record. Lineage: Eukaryota; Viridiplantae; Streptophyta; Magnoliopsida; Asterales; Asteraceae.
AUGGAUCCACAGAGCAGUAACGCACGAAACCCAGACGAUGUUGAAUUUGAAGAUGCUGAAUUCCAUGCCGUUCAUGAUGCUGAUGAGCAUUUGAGGAAUCCGACAUCAGACAACCAAGUUCUAUUUGACGAUCAGACCAGAAUGGAAUUCACUUCCCUAGAGCAAGCAUAUGUGUUUUAUCAGACAUAUGCCAAGAAGUCAGGGUUCUCUGCUCGAAAAGGAGGUGAACACCAUGUUGGUGGUAUUAUCAAGACUAAAUACUUUGUGUGUUCAGAGGAGGGGCAUAAACCUAUGGCUUUUGAUGAUCCUUAUUCGAAGUUAUCUAAGCCAUAUAAAAGGAUGAACAAGCUAACUAUUCGAACCGGGUGUAAAGCUCAAAUUAAGCUUUGUUCGACGGAUGGGAUGUUGUAUAAGGUUGAUAAGUUUGUUCAAGCGCAUAAUCAUUCAUUCGUGUGCCCCCAAGAUAUGCAUUUAUUACCGGCUUAUAGGCAUCUGUCCGAAACACAAGAAGAGAUGAUAUGGGAUCUUGGUACAUUGAAUUUUGGGCCAGUGAAAGCGUUCAAUAUAAUGAGACAGAUACGGUUGACCGAUAAAAAGCAGUUUAUGGUUGAUUAUUCAUUUGUACAUUCUGUCGAUGAAAGCAAGCGAUUAACUGGCCUGUUCUGGGCUGAUGGUUUGUGCAAACGUAACUAUGCUGAGUUUGGAGACGUCAUAUCGUUUGAUGCUACAUUCAAAACCAACAAGUAUAAAAUGGUUUUUGUACCCUUUACUGGUAUUGAUAACCACUGUCGAAAUGUGACGCUUGGAGCCGGGUUGCUAGCUUCCGAAAGUAUUGAAUCAUACAAAUGGCUGUUACAAUCAUUUUUGGACUCAUUUGGUAAGCAGCCGAAGGUUGUCGUCACUGAUCAGGACCCGGAGAUGAAACAAGCUAUCGAGGUGGUGUUCGAUAAGAGUAGGCACAGAUUAUGUAUGUGGCACAUAAUGAAGAAAGUUGCCGAUAAGGUGGGACUGAGUUGUGUAACAACGAAGACUUCAAAAGACGUAUGUGUGACAUUGUAUGGACUGAUUCGAUUGCGCCAUAAACGUUUGAGAGAGAAUGGAAACUGA